AUGUCCCUGCGCAGCCUGACUCUACUGCGGGCUUUAGGGGUCCGCUCCCCGGGUUCUGCAGCUGCGAAGGCCCGCUCCCUCUGCUCCAGCCCCGGGUCCAGCCCCGGGUCCAGCCCCGGGUCCAGCCCCGGGUCCAGCUCCAAAGACAAGAGCAAGAACAAGCCACAGACUUCCAUCCAGAGACCGGACCCCAGCCCGAGUCACGACUGGAUCGGGCCCCCGAACCCGGUGUCCAACCUGCGCCCCAUAGUGUUCCGAGCCGUGCAGGACCAGAACGAGACCGAGCUGAGGCUGAGGGCCCUGAGACAGGAGACCGAGGACUGGAACCACCGCUUCUGGGCCCAGCAGAACCUCGCCUUCACCAAGGAGAAGGAGUUGUUCGUGGUCUCACAGCUGAAGUCUAAAGGCCUGUCCCGCCGCGACGCUGAGGGACGGCGGCGGUCUCUGGACAGUGAAGAGAUGGCAGUUUUCUACAAAGGAUUCUUGGACAAAAACAGAGUACGACACGCGGCCUACAACAAAGAGUGGUACAGACUGAACUUCACCAUCACGCUGCUCAUGGCUCGUGUGACUCUGACAAACAUGUGGAAGAGUCUGUCUGCGAACAGAAGCAGCUCUCCCUCCUCCUGA
Molecule: messenger RNA, 630 nt
Organism: Knipowitschia caucasica
Lineage: Eukaryota; Metazoa; Chordata; Actinopteri; Gobiiformes; Gobiidae
Source: the annotation of a GenBank genome assembly